AUGUUGACGGCCACAAUCUUCUCACUGCUGCGAGCUGCCUUGCUCGUUGAGGCAGCAGUUCCCAGAGCCAAAGACACCUUUCUGCGACAUACCCAGCUACCUCGUUCUGGAGGGUUGAAUGCUCGCCAGAUCGCCAGUAUCAACGGCUCUGACUACCCACCAUCGUGGAUGACAAUACCAGUAGACCAUUUCAACGCUUCCGACACCCGCACAUUUCAGAACCGUUACUGGUACAACGCGUCUUUCUACAGGCAAGGUGGUCCCGUCUUCUGGUUUGAUGCUGGCGAGCAGAAUGCUCAGCCCCUGGUGCCUUAUUUCCUCAACGAGGUGGCAGGGCCCUCGGCCAUCAUGGCACUUGCUCGUCGGUUCGGCGGCAUUGCCCUGCUCGUUGAGCACAGGUACUACGGCGGUCUGGACCAAGGCAGCUAUCCCUAUCCCAUCAACACCACCACCGGAGAACUUCUUGACCCUGUCGGCUACAAAUAUCUCAACACGGAGCAAGCUCUCGAGGAUACCGUAUACUUCGCACACCACUUCCAGGCCCCUGCCAACCUCAGUGCUUCUCUUUCCCCCCGGCUGACGCCUUGGGUCUGGCUGGGCGGCAGCUACCCCGGAAUCCGCGGUGCCCAGUUAAGAGUAAGGAACCCGGACACCUUCUAUGCGACCUGGGCUUCGAGUCCGCCUACCGAAGCAGCUGUGGAUAUGUGGACGUAUUACGCACAGGCUGAAAGGAGCAUGACCAGGAAUUGUUCGGCUGAUUUGACUGCAAUUACUCGAUAUGUCGACGGUAUCCUCGCCAACGGCACGAGUGAGGAUGUAACAUCUGUGAAGCGACAGCUUUUGUCUGCUGUCCAAGCGUCCCCGUCGGAUCCAACCCCAUCUGUGAGCGCGGAAGAUGUGGAAGGGCUUGACAACGCAAGUGUUGGCAAUCUGCUGCUGACUCCUUUGGACUUUUAUCAAUAUUUCGGAUUUCAAAAUUCGGUACUACAUUUCUGCGACAUUUGGGAGACUCAAAACCGUACAAAUGUUUCCACUACAGAUAACGGUGGCACCGCGCGGUCCAUUGCCCCCGCCUCAGGCCUGGCACUCGAGUACGAUACUGGUACAGCGUGGAAUUCCUACCUUGUUGCCCUCGCGGAGUUGAACUACGACGAGGUCGUUUCAGCCAAUCCAACAGAUCCAGUGCAGGGUUACAGCUGGACAUACCAGUAUUGUUCCGAGUACGGGUACUACCAGCGAGGGAACCCAGACAACGAGCAUACGAUCCAGUCGCAGUUUAUCAGCACAGACUACUUUCAGGCCAACUGCAACUCCACCUUCCCCGGUAUUCUCCCAGCCAGCCCGGACGUCGAAGCAUCAAAUAAGUAUGGCGGCUGGCUAAUACAGCCGUCCAACACAAUGAUGACUGGGGGUCAGUACGAUCCUUGGCGCGCCUUGUCGCCUGCCUCCACGGAACGGGGAUCACCAGGUAGGAUGACCACGCAAAUCAUCCCGCACUGUAACCAGCCGCCUGAGGACACCGACAUUUUCGGCCUGAUUUAUGAUGGAAUGGUGCAUGUCAGUGAUAUGAGGGCGUUGCUCAACUCCAGUGAUCUCUACCAUCAGAAUUUCUCCACGGUCGGGUUCAGUAGCUACAUAAGUACGGAACCAUAUUUUGCAGGAACAGCGCUGUUCGAAAGGGCUUUGGAAAAAUGGCUGCCGUGCUUUGGGAGCAACGGGUCCAACGCAGCAAGUAUCAUGUGA
Diaporthe batatas is the source of this 1743-nucleotide messenger RNA. RefSeq lists its product as uncharacterized. The transcript has a single exon. NCBI's taxonomy places the organism in Eukaryota, Fungi, Ascomycota, Sordariomycetes, Diaporthales, Diaporthaceae. Bases 1 to 1743 code for a protein of 580 amino acids. Gene Ontology annotation, biological process: proteolysis. Gene Ontology annotation, molecular function: serine-type exopeptidase activity; dipeptidyl-peptidase activity. The record is from RefSeq and is a predicted model, not a curated record.